ACAUCAUUCAUUACUUUCUCUUUCGCUUAUCCACAGAACCAAGUUAGUCUCAGAGGCUUCCAUUCCAUUAGGUACCAUAUAGUAUCUUCAAACAAAGCAUUUCAAUUCUUUUCUCAAAUUCCCAUCACUCCAACCAUUUCAUCUCAUUAGGAUCAAAGAAGACAAUACAUAGAUUGAUGGGACCAAAGGUAGUUCCAGAAGUGGUGCUAAACUCUGGCCACAGCAUGGCCAUGCUUGGCUUUGGCACUGCAGCUGUGCCUCUCCCACCACAUGAUGAACUCAUUCCUGUUUUCAUUGCCGCCAUCGAAGCUGGCUACCGCCAUUUCGACACUGCAGCUUUAUAUGGCUCUGAGGAGGCGCUGGGCAUAGCACUAGCACAAGCGCAGCACCAAGGUCUCAUUAAGAAUCGUGGUGAGAUCUUUGUCACCACCAAGCUAUGGUGUACUGAUGCACAUCCUAACCUUGUCCUCCCAGCACUCAAGAAAUCACUGCAGAGAUUGGGACUUGAGUAUGUGGAUCUUUACCUAAUCCAUUUUCCAGUGAGGUUGAGACAAGGAAUUGAAGGGAAUAUUUCAAAAGGGGAUGUACUUCCUUUUGACACAAAAGGAACAUGGGGAGCCAUGGAAGAGUGCUCUAAAUUAGGCUUAGCUAAGUCUAUUGGUGUCAGCAAUUUUGGAGUGAUGAAGCUUUCAGAACUUCAGCAAAAUGCGACUAUUACCCCUGCACUUAAUCAGGUUGAAAUGAAUGUAGCAUGGCAGCAGGGGAAUCUGCUAAAAUUCUGCCAGGAGAAAGGAAUUCACUUGAGUGCAUGGUCCCCUUUGGGAGCUAAUGGUGCUUCAUGGGGUACCCUUGCUGUGAUGGAGAGUCCUGUCCUGAAAGAUAUUGCAAUUACAACAGGCAAGAGUGUGCCUCAGAUUGCAUUGAGAUGGAUAUUGGAACAAGGUGUCACUCCAGUAGUGAAGAGCUUCAACAAAGUAAGAAUGAAAGAAAAUCUUCAAAUAUUUGAUUGGAAGCUGAGUGAAGCUGAUUUGGUGAAGAUUAAGCAAAUACCACAACGUAGGGCCCUUUUAGCAAGAGAAUUUGUAACUGAAGAUGGACCUUACAAAUCUUUGGAAGAUCUCUGGGAUGGCGAGGUGUGAUUUCUGAUGACAGAUUUUGUCAAAAUUCAAAAAUCUAUUAACUUAAAAUUAAUCUAAAUUGUUUUGUACAAGCUCACAAUUUGAUUAUUAGUUCUCUUAUUUGAAUCACUAAAAAUUGACAC
Abrus precatorius (Indian licorice) is the source of this 1261-nucleotide messenger RNA. Its product is annotated as methylecgonone reductase-like. Bases 177 to 1139 code for a protein of 320 amino acids. The transcript has 5 exons. NCBI's taxonomy places the organism in Eukaryota, Viridiplantae, Streptophyta, Magnoliopsida, Fabales, Fabaceae. Gene Ontology annotation, molecular function: aldose reductase (NADPH) activity. The record is from RefSeq and is a predicted model, not a curated record. Gene Ontology annotation, cellular component: cytosol.